ACCGAAACGGCUAUCAGUACACGCCUGGCGGAUCAACACUACUGAGCCCGUUUACUACGAUUACCGUAAAUUCAGCGCAGCAGCAGCAUCACACACAUCAGUAUACGCUUACUAGCGACGGAACAGUGUAGGCCACCAUAUUUGCUAGUCUCCGCCAGCAAGUCGAUUCGACUCAUUCAGUUUUGUACAGUGAGUGUGUCGAGUAAGUCAUCUUUCUCCGAGACCUCUCGCUCUCCUUGGUGAAGCACUAGAGCCAGCAGCCUUCAGCAGUACCAGAAGCUAAAAGUUCCAGCGGGACAAACUCUACAACACUCAUCAUCUUAGUGCAACCCGCAGCCCACAGACAGAAUCAAAGAUGGCCCUUGGAGAGGAAAAUCCCGUCUAUUCUCCAUUUUUCGGAGUUAUGGGAGCAGCUGCUGCUAUCAUCUUCAGCGCCCUCGGAGCCGCCUAUGGUACGGCGAAGUCCGGCACAGGUAUCGCCGCCAUGUCGGUAAUGAGACCUGAGCUGAUCAUGAAGUCCAUCAUUCCCGUCGUCAUGGCGGGUAUCAUUGCCAUCUACGGUCUGGUCGUCGCUGUACUUAUCGCCGGUUCGCUGGAGGAGCCAACGAAAUACUCACUAUACAAGGGCUUCAUUCACCUUGGCGCUGGUCUGGCAGUAGGAUUCUCCGGUCUAGCCGCCGGUUUCGCCAUCGGCAUCGUCGGUGAUGCCGGCGUCCGCGGUACUGCCCAGCAGCCGAGACUGUUCGUCGGUAUGAUUCUGAUCCUCAUUUUCGCCGAAGUCUUGGGUCUGUACGGUCUGAUUGUCGCCAUCUACCUGUACACGAAAUAAGCGGUUACGGGGAGAGGAAGCACAGCGAUGGUUCACUGCUUAUCGUCAUCUGCAAUCACCACCAUCCAUCACCGCAACCAUCAACAACAACAUCGAUCGAUCACCAGCAACAGCAGAAAGAGAGAAAAACAAAAAACGUACAGCUGCGAGCAACACCCGUAGUAAGAAAUUUAAUCACUACGCGCGAAAAGCGAACAUUUUCCAAUUUCUAGCAAGCAAAGCCCAAAGUCGCCAAUAAUAUACCCUAGAACAGAACAAAUCAGUAUCAAUUACGAACAAAGCAGAUACAUCAAAAAACAUCCCCUACUUCCGGAACUAAAACAAAAGACUAUGUAUUUAUGUAAAAUAUUGUAUUUAAUUGUAAUCCUUACUUAUGUAAUGUAAAUUGUUGCCCACACACCACGAAAAGGUUAAACCAUUUAAACUGAAGACAGCUGGUGCCGUUUAUAGGUUAUUUGGAAAGUACUGAGAGAGCUAAGCGUUAGUAACUGACUGUACAAAGCCUAUUACUGUGCUAUUAAUCUAGAUAAUGUCAAUGCACCCUCACGUUUAUCGCCCAUAUUGGACGAAGUGAUGCAGUUCUGUAUGACUUCAAUAUAACCUGUAAAUUGGUUGCUAAUUUCAAAGGUGAAUUUUUUGUUCUGUUCUUAUUUUCGGUUGUUCUGCAAUGAUAAUUAUGAUUUGGCGAGAUACCACUUUGAUUGAGAUCUUGCAAGUGGGACCUCUUCCUCCGAAAGUUGAUCGAUAUUAAAGGACAUUUGGCUACACAAACGUCUUAUAAGGUUGAGUCUGUGAUAUAAGCUUCCAUCACAAAUUGCUAGUACUACAGUUGAACAAACACACAUACACAGAAUACGAAACUGGUCGUUCUCUUCAACUCAACCGAUUUCCACCUGCCGACCAUUCUUGGAGAACGAGUUUCGUGUGCUCAAAUUUUCCUACUGAACUCGCACACGGUGUUUUGUUUUACGUCCCGGAAUAAGCUGUAGAGUAUAUUAUUGAGACAGGUUACUAACAAUCAUACUUCGAAAAAUUGUUGGAUUUAGCAGUAUGUUUUUUGCGUUCGUUACACACAACCGUUAAAAUUCAUCAAUUAAAAAAGCGGAGUAGUUGAUUAGAGAACAAAAAUACCAUCCCUAGAUCUGUUUUAUAAACGUUAGCUUAAAUGUUCGUAAAAAUCGUCGCGUAGACUGAGCUAGAAAAAACAACAUCCGUAUUUUACCGUGUACCUUGAGUACCUGUACUGAGAAGACUCGAAAACUAUCAGAAUUGGAAGGCGCAUACGCCAACAAAUCGAACAAAACCAACAACCCUGCUUUGUCUUCUAGGCCGUUUAACAUCUGGAGCUAUUAAAUUGCAAAAAACAAUUCGAAAACAAAAGACAUAAAAGACACACACACCGAUACAAAACGACUAACACACAUGCACACAAGCGAUGAUGAAGCUACCAUCUACUUUCAUCAAUCGCAGCUAGAAGAAAAAGAACAUAAAUGCUGGCAACAAUAGGUUCAAAGAAAACGAUCAAUGCAACAAUUCACCAGAGCACAAUUCCUGUACUCGGUCCGAUCCGUUUAGAUGCUGAAACGAGGAGGUUGGGUCACACGAAAAAAUGCGCUGCUGCGGACGGCUGUAUGCGGUUGUUUCGGCGGAGAUUUGCACUCUGACGAUCUGUAAAAAUUCACCAUCUGUUUGCUCAGGAGUGCAUCCGAGUCUCUGCCAAACUGAAUCUAUUCUUCCCUGAAGCAUUUGUUUGUUCGGGAACCGCGUAAAUGUAAUCAACGUGAGCUCUAAUCGUAAUUAUUGUUGGAGAAACACUCUCUGAAUACCAACAUCACCACCACCAAACCCUUGGAGACAUCUACCAAUCAACCAACCGACGCAGAAACAAACAGAAUGCAACUGGAUCAACUAUUUGCCAACCAACAUCUUGAAUAUCCCUGUUUUGUUGUGAGGAAGCUUUAGGAUCUAAAAAUCUUAUCGAUAAGUUGAACGAUAUAAACAAACAAACAAAAAACCACAGAAAACACUAUGUGAAGAAAUCUACCGAAAUGACAUUUGAACAUAACAUCUGCAAAUUCAAUAAAUUUAACUGAAAAUAG
Molecule: messenger RNA, 2928 nt
Organism: Wyeomyia smithii (pitcher-plant mosquito)
Lineage: Eukaryota; Metazoa; Arthropoda; Insecta; Diptera; Culicidae
Gene: Vha16-1
Product: V-type proton ATPase 16 kDa proteolipid subunit c
Exons: 3
Coding region: 356-829 (157 amino acids)
Biological process (GO): proton transmembrane transport
Cellular component (GO): proton-transporting V-type ATPase, V0 domain
Molecular function (GO): proton-transporting ATPase activity, rotational mechanism
Source: RefSeq, a predicted model, not a curated record